AUGGAUAUUUAUAAAUUCAAUAAUAUCGAAUAUUUAAAUGAGGAAAGUUCGAAUCAAGUUCAAAAGAAUGCAUAUAAAAUAUUAAAAGAAAAUAAAAUUAUAGAAAUUUUAAAAGAGUUUGAACCAAUUUUAGCAGGUACAAUACCAAUUGAAAUUGAUAUAAUAGGUUCAGAUUUAGACAUUUGUUGUUGUUGGAAAGAUCAUGAUGAUGAUAAUAAUAAAGAGAAAUUAAUUUCAACAAUAGAGAAAAACUUUUCAAGUUAUAAAGAUUUUAAAAUAAAAAAAAAUCAUAUUGUAAAUGGUGUUGAAACUAUUUUCUCUGAAUUUGAAAUCGAUGGUUUCCAAUUUGAAAUAUUUUGUCAAAAUAUACCAACAAAACAACAAAAUGCUUAUAGACAUAUGAUAAUUGAAUAUCAAAUCCUUUUUGAAAAAGGUGAAUCAUUUAAAAAUGAUAUUAUAAAUUUAAAAAAGUUUGGUUUAAAAACUGAACCUGCUUUUGCAAAAUUAUUAAAUAUAACUGGUAAUCCUUACAUUGAAUUAUUAAAUUAUUAUAAAAACUAA
This is a messenger RNA of Dictyostelium discoideum AX4, 561 nucleotides long. RefSeq lists its product as hypothetical. Lineage: Eukaryota; Evosea; Eumycetozoa; Dictyosteliales; Dictyosteliaceae. The record is from RefSeq and is a predicted model, not a curated record. The coding region runs from base 1 to 561 and encodes 186 amino acids. The transcript has a single exon.